Molecule: messenger RNA, 3023 nt
Organism: Ficedula albicollis (Collared flycatcher)
Lineage: Eukaryota; Metazoa; Chordata; Aves; Passeriformes; Muscicapidae
Gene: EML4
Product: echinoderm microtubule associated protein like 4
Exons: 24
Coding region: 16-2961 (981 amino acids)
Biological process (GO): microtubule cytoskeleton organization
Cellular component (GO): mitotic spindle
Molecular function (GO): microtubule binding
Source: RefSeq, a predicted model, not a curated record
UCCUCGCGUCCGUAGAUGUAUGACAGCAUCUCUGCUGCAAGCACCUCUGAUGUCCAGGACCGUCUUUCAGCCCUGGAGCUGAGAGUGCAGCAACAAGAGGAUGAAAUCACCGUGCUAAAAGCAGCCUUGGCUGAUGUGCUGAGGCGUCUUGCUAUCUCUGAAGACCAUGUAGCUUCUGUGAGAAAAUCAGCACCAAGUAAAGGUCAGCCAAGCCUCCGAGAAGCUAUCUCGAUGUCAUGUAUAACUAACGGGAGCACAGGAAGCAGGAAAACAAGCCACAGUUCAUCUGUUUCUGUUGCCAGAAAAGAAACACUUUCCUCUGCUGCAAAAAGCGGUACAGAAAAAAAGAAGGAAAAACCUCCAGGACAAAAAGAAAAAAAAGAGGACUCUCAUUCUAAUGAUCAAAGUGCACAAAAUCAAGCAUCACCUUCUCCCCAGCCCUCCUCACAGACUCUCCAAACACACAGGCAAACUCCAGAAAGCAAGAAUUCUACUCCAGCUAAAAGCAUAAAGAAAUCCUUGACUGUUGAAAAAGCUCACAGUGCUUGGGAGAGUUCAGAUGACAGUCGUAACAAGCUGAUGAGAGUAGCAUCAACAUCUAAAUUAAUAUCAAAAGUGGCCAAGAAUGCAGACAAGCACAAAGAUGUCAUUGUCAGCCAAGCCAAAAUGUCAACUCGUGAAAAAAACAGCCAAGAGGGAGAAUAUAUCAAGAUGUUCAUGAGAGGUCGACCAAUCACAAUGUUCAUUCCAUCUGAUGUAGAAAACUAUGAUGAUAUUAGGACAGAGCUGCCUCCUGAAAAGUUAAAACUGGAGUGGGUAUAUGGGUAUCGUGGAAGAGACUGUCGAGCCAAUGUUUACCUCCUUCCUACCGGAGAAAUUGUGUAUUUCAUAGCCUCAGUGGUGGUACUAUUUAACUAUGAGGAGAGAACCCAGCGGCACUACUUGGGUCACACAGACUGUGUUAAAUGUCUUGCAGUUCAUCCAGACAAAAUUAGAAUUGCAACAGGACAGUUAGCUGGAGUGGAUAAAGAUGGAAGGCCCCUGCAGCCCCACGUCCGAGUGUGGGACUCGGUGAGCCUGGCGACGCUGCAGGUCAUCGGCCUGGGCACCUUCGAGCGCGGAGUGGGCUGCUUGGAUUUCUCCAAAGCGGAUUCUGGUACUCAUUUGUGUGUAAUUGAUGACUCUAAUGAGCAUAUGCUUACUGUGUGGGAUUGGCAGAGGAAAUCAAAAAUAGCAGAGAUAAAGACUACAAAUGAAGUUGUUCUUGCUGUAGAAUUCCAUCCCACUGAUGCAAAUACCAUAAUAACGUGUGGCAAAUCUCAUAUAUUUUUCUGGACCUGGAGCGGCAAUUCAUUAUCAAGGAAGCAAGGGAUAUUUGGGAAAUAUGAGAAACCCAAAUUUGUUCAAUGUUUGGCUUUCUUGGGAAAUGGUGAUGUGCUCACUGGAGACUCAGGUGGGAUAAUACUUAUAUGGAGCAAAACUACUGUAGAAGCUACUCCAGGAAAAGGAGCUAAAGGAGUAUAUCAGAUAAGCAGACAAAUCAAAGCUCACGAUGGCAGUGUGUUCACACUCUGUCAAAUGAGGAAUGGAAUGCUGCUAACUGGAGGUGGGAAAGACCGAAAAAUCAUCCUGUGGGAUCAUGAUUUGAAUCCUGAAAGGGAAAUUGAGGUUCCUGACCAGUAUGGAACAAUCAGAGCAGUAGCAGAAGGAAAAGCUGAUCAAUUUUUAGUGGGUACUUCACGAAACUUUGUUUUGAGGGGAACGUUUAAUGAUGGUUUCGUGGUAGAGGUGCAGGGACAUACAGACGAACUCUGGGGACUGGCAUCUCAUCCUUUCAAAGACUUAUUUUUAACCUGUGCCCAAGAUAGGCAAGUUUGUAUGUGGAACUCUGUGGACCACACACUGGAAUGGACCAGGCUGCUAGAUGAGCCCGGGCACUGUGCGGAUUUCCAUCCCAGCGGAGCCGUGGUCGCCAUAGGGACCCACUCGGGCAGGUGGUUUGUUUUGGAUGCAGAAACGAGGGAUCUGGUUUCUAUACACACUGAUGGCAACGAACAGCUUUCAGUGAUGCGCUACUCAGUAGAUGGCACCUUACUUGCAGUUGGAUCCCACGACAACUUUAUUUACCUCUACGUAGUAACAGAAAAUGGAAGAAAGUAUAGCAGAUAUGGAAAAUGCACUGGACAUUCCAGCUACAUUACACACCUUGACUGGUCCCCGGACAACAAGUAUAUAAUGUCAAACUCAGGAGACUAUGAAAUACUAUACUGGGACAUUCCAAGUGGCUGUAAGCUAAUCAGGAAUCGUUCUGACUGUAAGGAUAUAGAUUGGACAACGUACACUUGUGUGCUAGGCUUCCAGGUGUUUGGAGUUUGGCCCGAAGGAUCAGAUGGGACAGACAUAAAUGCCCUUGUCAGAUCUCAUAACCGAAAAGUGAUAGCAGUGGCUGAUGAUUUUUGUAAGGUCCAUCUCUUUCAGUAUCCCUGUUCCAAGCCAAAGGCCCCGAGUCACAAAUACAGUGCUCACAGUAGUCAUGUGACAAACGUCAGCUUCACUCACAGUGACGGCCACUUGAUUUCAACUGGAGGGAAAGACAUGAGUAUUAUCCAGUGGAAACUUGUGGAGAAGGUAACUCUGCCACCAAAUGACAUUGUCCUGGAUAUGGGUGCCAAAGUGCCCGUCCCUGCCAGUGAGAACGCCGUGCAGCCUCCCGCCCAUCUCCCCCAGCCUUUUCAUGAAAUGAACCAAACCGAAAGCGUAACUGGCAGCUCUCCCGCCUCCUUGGAGAGCAACUUGGAGCAGUCAGCGGAGGCCAGCGAGGAGCAGAGCGAGGAGCAGAGCGAGGGCAGCAGCCUGGAUCCCGCCGAGCCCAGCUACGAGGAGCCCUCCAACGAGCUGAGCGAGGAGCACAGCGAGCCCACGCUCACGGAGGAGCAGCAGCAGAACUCACCGGUGUCCUAAAGCUCCCAGCUCAGCUGGCUGUUGUUUUCCCGUGGUGUGCGUGCUUUCAUUACAAGGGUGAG